AUAUUGUAUAGCCAAGUUGAAGGUUAGGUUGUUAACCUAUGUUUUGGUUAUUUUAUUGCACAAGUGUUUGAUCAUUUUAGACUGGUUAUUACCAUUUUAUUUUUGAGUUUUUUUAAUUCACAAGUCAAUUUCUGCAUCUGCUUUUUACUAGAAAGUUAGUACAGCUUUAUUGUUAUUUUCCGGUACCGUACUUUCAGUUUUCUAUCAUCUUCAUCACUCUGGCCUUCAACCGUAUAACCUGUUGAUUGAUUCAAUACAUUUUUUAACCUUUCUUUGACAUUUCGUCCUUGUCAAUCCAGCAUAGUACAAAACUAUUUUUUAGUGAUUCCAAUUUUUGUUCUGCAUACUGACUAGUGAAUUUUUAAAAGUUUGUUCACAGGAGAAAAAUGGUGUGGCCUUCACAACACGAUAUUCCACCCCAGGAGAUGCCAGGAGUGGCUAGGCCUGGAGAUAUCAGCAAGAACCACUUGGAGUACAUGACUCAGCUUGAUGCCACAGGCAAUGGUCCCUCCAGGAGGUACAGACUCUCAGGAAUCAUCUGUACCAUGGGUAAGAAAUCACUUUUAAUACCACCAAGAAAAGUCCAAUUAUUGGUAUUUUGCUGUUGUUUAAGACUGUCCACAGUCCGGGCGCAGCAUAUACAAUUUUCAAGUAAUAAAUCUUGAAUGGUAGCCUAUUUGAU
This is a messenger RNA of Nilaparvata lugens (brown planthopper), 682 nucleotides long. RefSeq lists its product as uncharacterized. The coding region runs from base 387 to 665 and encodes 92 amino acids. NCBI's taxonomy places the organism in Eukaryota, Metazoa, Arthropoda, Insecta, Hemiptera, Delphacidae. The record is from RefSeq and is a predicted model, not a curated record. The transcript has 3 exons.